AAUUCCAUCGCUGCUCUCUGUUUGUUUUUGUUGAUUUUUCUGUGCCAGUGCGGUUUGCUAACUUUGCGAAAACAUUUUCGCAAUUUAUUCCAAGUUUUCCUCAGAAAAUAAUCUCGAAAACUCCCGCCCACCACGGCAACAAUGACCGGCCAACCAGAGGAUCGACCCGCACCGGAAAUCUCCCAAUUUGUUCACGAUAUUCGGCUGAGCAAAGUCGUCGGUUCCCACAAGCUCACGUCCCGGACGUUGUCACUGCUGAAGAACCUCAUCACCAAAUCGGAAUGGACCACUGCAGAGCAUCUCAUGACGCUGAUUCGCAAACAGGGACACUUUCUGGUAUCGGCCCUACCGCAGGACAUUGUGAUUGCCAACACGGUGCGUCGAAUUCUGAAGAUCGUCCGGGAAGAGUACGAUUCGGCCCAGCUGAGGAUUCACUUUGACGAUGCCCAGACUUCGCUUUCGUUGCACAAGCUGGUCACGCAAACCAGCGAACAGAGACGGGGCGACUAUUCGAAGCCCCAGGAGGGACUGCGGGACGCCCUGCUGGAGCAUCUGAGCGAGAUCGAGACUGAGCUGGAAACGUGUUCGGAGAACCUUUCCUCGCAGGCAACGGAACACAUUCACUCGUCGGAACUGAUUAUGACCAUUGGCCACUCGAAGUCGGUGGAGAAGUUCCUGCGGAAGGCAGCGGAGAACCGAACGAUCGAAGUGAUUGUGGCCGAGUGUGCCCCAGCAUGCAAGGGGCACCAGCUGGCGGUCAAUUUGGGGAAGGCUAAAAUCCAAACAACAGUAAUUCCGGACUCAGCUAUCUUCGCAAUGAUGUCCAGAGUGAAUAAGGUCAUCAUAGGGACACACAGCGUACUGGCCAAUGGUGGACUGCGAGCGAUAUGCGGGGCCCACUCGUUGGCCCUGGCCGCCAAGCAUUUCUCCGUUCCGGUUAUUGUGUUGGCCCCCACCUACAAAUUGACGCCAGUUCAUCUGUCCAACUACGAUCAGGACGAUUUCAACAUAUUGGGCAACGCAGAGGCGGUCAUUCCGUACAGCUCGCCGGCAGCUCGGUUUGCCAAGGCGUACAAUCCGGCUUUCGAUUACGUGCCCCCGGAACUGGUGACGCUGUUUGUGACCAAUACUGGAGGUAAUGCCCCCUCAUACGUCUAUCGAUUGCUGAGUGAACUUUAUCACCCGGACGACAACGAGCUUUAGGAUAUCUAAACAUAGACAAAGGAAGGACGACGUCAACAGGUAAAUUGCGAUAACAAAAGAUAGGAAACGACGCAACAAAAUAUCAGCAGCGAAAGUUUAUUCGAAACACCUUAUCUACUCUAGGUCUCUGUUAAAACAAUAAAUUGCAUAAGUCGUCUA
This is a messenger RNA of Aedes aegypti (yellow fever mosquito), 1362 nucleotides long. It is a transcript of the gene eIF2Bbeta, whose product is annotated as translation initiation factor eIF-2B subunit beta. Gene Ontology annotation, cellular component: eukaryotic translation initiation factor 2B complex. Bases 142 to 1203 code for a protein of 353 amino acids. Gene Ontology annotation, molecular function: guanyl-nucleotide exchange factor activity; translation initiation factor activity. The transcript has 4 exons. Gene Ontology annotation, biological process: translational initiation. Lineage: Eukaryota; Metazoa; Arthropoda; Insecta; Diptera; Culicidae. The record is from RefSeq and is a predicted model, not a curated record.